Messenger RNA from Betta splendens (Siamese fighting fish), 3947 nucleotides. It is a transcript of the gene dusp3a, whose product is annotated as dual specificity phosphatase 3a. NCBI's taxonomy places the organism in Eukaryota, Metazoa, Chordata, Actinopteri, Anabantiformes, Osphronemidae. Gene Ontology annotation, biological process: negative regulation of MAPK cascade; protein dephosphorylation. The coding region runs from base 152 to 808 and encodes 218 amino acids. Gene Ontology annotation, molecular function: protein tyrosine/serine/threonine phosphatase activity; MAP kinase phosphatase activity. Gene Ontology annotation, cellular component: cytoplasm. The record is from RefSeq and is a predicted model, not a curated record. The transcript has 3 exons.
CGGAGUCGCUAAAAGCCUCGUCAGACACCUUGUGGAGCAGAAGACUGCGAGCGCACGACGCGUGCGAGGUGAAAUGCGGCCGGAUAAUGGCACGAGCCUGUCGCGUGCGUCUCGGGCUGUAGUGUAACAUCGGUGUGGCACGAGAGGCGCCAUGAAGAAGCACCUGAGCCCCACGAAGCAGCAGCAGCAGCCGCCGCCGCCGCCGCCGCCGCCUCACGUCCCGGCUCCCGCGUGCGAGAUGACGGUCCAGAGGCUCAACGAGCUGCUGUCCGACGGCAGCGGCUUCUACAGCCUCCCGACGCAGCACUUCAACGAGGUGUUUCCCAGGAUCUACGUCGGCAACGCGUUCGUCGCCCAGAACACCAUGCGCCUGCAGAAGCUCGGGGUGACGCACGUGCUGAACGUGGCGGAGGGAACGUCCUUCAUGCACGUCAACACCAGCGCCGAGUUCUACGCCGGCACGGGCAUCGCGUACCACGGCAUCCAGGCCAACGACACGGAGCAGUUCAACCUCAGUGCCUUCUUCGAGGAGGGGGCUGACUUCAUCGACAAGGCCCUCGCACACAACAAUGGCAAAGGGAAGGUGUACGUGCACUGCAGAGAGGGCUACAGCCGCUCCCCCACCAUGGUGGUGGCCUACCUCAUGCUGCGCCACAGAAUGGACGCCCGGCUGGCGGUGGCCACCGUGCGGCACAAGAGGGAGAUCGGCCCCAACGACGGCUUCCUCCGCCAGCUGUGCCAACUGAACGAGAGGCUGGCGAAGGAGGGCAGGCUGAACGGGGAGGUGGGCAAACUGAAGGGCAAAUGAAGCCCCGCCCCCGUCUCCGCCCGUCAGGCCGCCUCUCAGACGGCCCCGACCAGCAGCACGCGACGCCCCCGGGGUGUGAGGGAACUCAUUCCUGCAUUUCCCUGCACACACUUCACCCACACACGCCCGUUCCUUUCCCAUCGUCGGUCCCGCUCGUCGCCUCCAUCUUAAAACAUUCCUUCAAUUCCCACAACUCGACGGGGCCGAAAACGUGAUUCUGUGAUUUCUGAAAUCGGCCCGAAUCGUCGCAGGUCCAUCGUUCCGGAUUAUAGCACAAUCAUUCCAUAGUUUUCCACUGCCGGGAAUGUCAGUGAUGCCUCCGCCAGCAGGAGCGAUCCACAAAUUCCAGACAAACCCCGAAAUAUUGGUAUCCAUGCGAACGGAUGGAGUAAAAUUCCCAAACAUUCCACAAAAACAGAUUUGUUUGCGCAGGCAACACUUAAAAUGAUUUAUGUCCUACUUAGGUAUCGAACAAAUAAAUGCACAAACACUCCAAUGCACCAAAACGCAACAUGCACGGAGCCUCCUAUUCAACACAUGCCUACACGAGGGGUGCACACACUCCUGAUGCGUUGCCUGAAGAUCGGCAUCGCCAAGAAAUUAGCGUUAAAAGUCCCAGCAGACGAGCGUUCACGCCCUGGGUUCUGAACGCGCCCGAGCAGCGCCGGCGCCAGAUGCACCGGUUCCUCCGCGCCCCCGCUCGCUCCAGACGCGGGAUGUCGCCCGUCUGCUGCCCGAGAGUCGUCCACUGCCAAAGGCCUGACACAGCAUCCGACGCCACCGCUCCAUCAGCGCUUUGAGUUGCACAUGAGUCACUGGUCAGUGUGUCAUAGGUUCUGGACCAGCCUGGCUGUAUGCACACGCAGGGUCCAACCACCGAGCCUCUCAUCCCUUGUCUGUACAAAAGCAUUGCGAUAUAUGUCAAUACCCAAUCAGAUAUAUACUGUAGAAUGUAAUCACAUCUAGCUGACGUAUCCAGGCUCUAGUUACACACACACACACACACACACACACAUCUAUGUAUAUAUUUAACGUAUUUAAUUCUGGGCAUAAUACUGUAGAGUAGACCUGGCGCCAGCGUUUUUAAAACCUGGCGCUGGUUUUGAAGUGUUUGAGACAUUUGGAGCCGUGUGAGGUUUGUACACAUGCGAGAGGAGUCUGAGGUUCCAGCGUCUCACUAGAAACUGUCUCACAUCAUCGUUUAUCCCUCCUUUAAUAUAUCUGUAUACAUAUGACUAUAUACAUGAAUACUGUAUAUACAUAUUUACGUGUUGACAUAUAUGAAUGUCUGAGCAAUGUGUCUAUAACGUGUAGGUAUCGUCCGUAUGUCUUAUAUAUCAUGUUCUUAUCGUAUAUCUCCAAUAACGCCUUCAUUUCUCGGCUUCGCGGUUCUUUACGACGCAUGUGCAUUAAUAUUCACGUAUGAUGCACAUGUCGAUGUUCUGGGUAAUUGUGAUGUUUCUUAUCACAAUUGAGCAAAAGCUGACGGGUUCCUCCGGGCUCAGCUGCGACGCUGAGGCAUGAGGUCAUCGUGUUUAUUUUCUUCUCAUUUUUGCAGGUGGCAGCAUAUGAUGCAUGCGGAUCAUUCCAUUCGGAUGUUUCGCACUAAUUCCCACGUAUAACUUAGUGCACGUGUCCAAAUCCGUCCUCGUGAGCCCUAAACAAUGCUGAAAGGCAUCUAGCAGUUCUCAGUGUGGCAGAGCCACCUGCUGCACCUCUGCUCCCCCUCAGCUUCAUAAUACGCUCAGAUCGUGCCAAGUGACCUGCUGUGCGUCCUACAGAGGCCUUUUGUGAUUGUUGUCGCCAUGGAAACGAACGAUGUUCAUCACUGUUUAGAUUUGGUAGUCACUGAAGUUGUUCCAGGACGAGGGUUUAGAUACUUCAUAGCAUUAACUGCCUGCACCCACUGUACCUGCCCACGGGUCGAAUCGAGCCACGACAGCUGGAGUAGAAGUUUUCUGUCCACGGAACCUGCUGCUAAACGUCUGCAGCAGCUCCUCCGCUUCCCUGCAUGCAUCAGUAACAGAUAAACACUGCCACCUGCUGUUCAACAAUCCAACAAUUCCUUGACUAAUCGUCAAAUACUUUGUGAUUUUGAGUCUAUUGUCUAGUCCCUGAUACUGACAUCACAUUCAUUUCUAUGAAACCCUGUAACCUGAUCAGUCAACUUUGUUGUGGUUUUUGUUUAACAAAGUGCCAGCAUCAAUUGUGGGUUCUACUCAGAUACGUUGUGUAUUAUCCAGAAUGUCUAACGUGAAAUGCCAUUAAUGUAUAGUGUUAUAUAUAUAUAUAUAUAUAUAUAUAUAUAUAUAUAUAUAUAUAUAUAUAUAUAUAUAUAUAUAUAUAUAUAUAUAUAUAUAUAUAUAUAUAUAUAUAUAUAUAUAUAUAUAUAUAUAUAUAACCCGAGUGGCUACUCGGUCGUUACGCUGCAUCUAACGAGCAAGUAGAGCUGUUUCAUAUUGGAUCUGAAGUGUUUUUCCAAAUUACUCAAAGUAAUACUUGCUUUAUGUUUUCUGUUGUGAGGUAACUUCACUAAUUUUCUCCACCAAUAAUAAAAGGGUCUUUCGUGGAUAGAUGGAAAUGUUCCUGUGGGCUGAGUCAAAGAACGGCGGGUGAUUCACUCACAGGGCUUCUCUUAGUCACCAGUCGGGUCAUUCAUAGUGUUGUUGCAGAAAAGCACAUGAAAAUGAUUUGCUAAUAUCUUUGGGUGAUGUUUUGCUCAGUAGAAAAAACUGUGUGGAAACUUAGUUUGGCUCGUGUGAAGUAGGAGCAGACUCCUCCACACAGUGCACCUCUUCUGUCUCACUUAUGCUUUGCUGUUCAUGCCCAGAUGUCGCGGCGUUCAAUGAGCUGCUGAUCGUCAUAUCUGUACAUAUUUUAAUGCCACUGACUCGACGAAUGCAUCGCCACAGUAAGGACACAGCACCCACCCGAAGCCUUACGGGAAAGACCGGUUCCUUGCGUACGUUUUCAGUUCCAGUCUGUCACUUCACGCCACAUGAAGGGACGGCGGCUCCCUGACCGGACGAGGCAUCGAUGAAGUGCACUUGAUUUAAAUUGCGACGUUAUUUUUCUUACCUUGGAGAUGCCCCUUCUUUCUUAUGUUUAAGAAAUAAAUGGCUGAGGUAUUAACAUCUUA